Messenger RNA from Puntigrus tetrazona (Sumatra barb), 1106 nucleotides. It is a transcript of the gene pmvk, whose product is annotated as phosphomevalonate kinase. Gene Ontology annotation, cellular component: cytoplasm. The coding region runs from base 142 to 684 and encodes 180 amino acids. Gene Ontology annotation, molecular function: phosphomevalonate kinase activity. The record is from RefSeq and is a predicted model, not a curated record. Gene Ontology annotation, biological process: isopentenyl diphosphate biosynthetic process, mevalonate pathway; cholesterol biosynthetic process. The transcript is spliced from 6 exons. NCBI's taxonomy places the organism in Eukaryota, Metazoa, Chordata, Actinopteri, Cypriniformes, Cyprinidae.
AGUGGGAAGCGUAAAUCAGGGAAGGACUAUGUGACAGAUUUGAUACAGAAAAGACUGACAGCUGAGAUGUGCUGUAUACUCAGACUGUCCGCACCUCUCAAACAUCAGUUUGCUAAGGAACUUUGAUGUGGAGGCUGAAGCAUGAGAAUGAGCGUCAUCCCGCGUGAAGAAUUUCCCCCUCCCGUGGUUUGGAAUGUAAUGGACGGCACGAAUGUCUUGAUACCUCAGGAUCACAAUCUUGACUACGAGGAGCUGUUGGGUUCUGGUCAGUAUAAGGAGAGUUAUCGCGCAGACAUGAUCCGCUGGGGUGAGAUGAAGAGACAGCAGGACUCCGGCUUCUUCUGUAGACUGGCCAUCAAACGUGCCACACAGCCCUUUUGGAUGAUCAGCGAUUGCAGAAGGAAGUCAGACGUGCAGUGGUUCCGUGAAGAGUUUCCUGAUAGAUGCGUCUGCGUCCGUGUGGAGGCUUCUGAGCAGACGAGAUCGCAGAGGGGCUGGAGAUUCACCACAGGUGUAGACGAUGCCGAGUCCGAGUGCGGUUUGGAUGAAGGCGUGAAGUUUGACUAUAUCGUUAGGAACGAUGGAGCCGAUGACGUUCUGGAGAAACAUCUGGAGGAUCUACUGUCUUUGAUCAAGUCGCAGGAGAAGGAAUCAGACACACGAAAUGACAUCAAACAUCAAUAACAUUUUUGCCUUCAUAUCCUGCUCACUGGAGAACACGCAAACGGUUUUUGUAACAAAAAGGAUCAUUCUUUGCCUUGAUUUUAUACGCAUAGAAUUAUUUAUGAACGAUGAUUUAAAAAAAAAAGUAUGUUCUAUUGCAAUAUUAAUGUAUUAAUUAAACAAAUUGCAUUUUCAUUCUUUAAUCACUGAGGGGUGAAAGAACUGUGACCGUUCGGUCCGUCUAGUUCUUUGAUGGUUUUACGGAAAUGUUAAAAAAAAAAAAAAUAUCGUAAUAUCGUAACAUUUAACAUAAACUACACAAGAAAUGCAACGAAUCAGUUAUCAAUGCAUUUAUAUAGGUGACGAAAUACAUGAUUACAGCCAUAUAUUUAAACACACGGUACAAUGAAAAAUCAAUAAAAAAUACAAUAUAUAAAGAAUGA